GUGUUUUCAUUGUCAUUUGUUUUUGUGUAUUUUUUAAUUUCUUCUUUGAUUUCUUCAGUGAUCGCUUGGUCAUUUAGCAGCAUAGUGUUUAGCUUCCACGUGUUUGUGUUUUUUACAGUUUUUUUUUCCUGUGAUUGAUUUCUAAUCUCAUAGCAUUGUGGUCGGAAAAGAUGCCUGAUGAGUACAGGAGGGAUAUGAACUAUUACUGUACCCAUUUUACAGAUAAGGAAAUUGAGGCACAGAGAGUUUAAGGCUUGGGUAGAACCCCAUGGCAGACAUAAGUUGGCCUGGACCUUAGCACAGAAGUCUGGUUUUUCCCGGGAAGCAGAGCCAAUCAGAUUUAAGAGGAUGGACAAACCAAAAACUGUUAAAAGAAACUUUGUUUUUAACUUGAAUGCUGAUUUAGUAACUCAGAAUGAGGCGUGGGCUAGAAUUUUCAGGAAAGGUGCUCUCUGUUCUCUGUACCUGAAGUGCUCCUGGAAGCCAUGGCACAGAGCCAGGGACUGCUUGGGGGUGUUCUUGGUGGCUCCUACCAUCCUUUUCUGAGGGUCAGAUGUCCCCCAAAUCAUCCUGAGGAUGCCAGUGCAGAGGAGACUGGUCUGGACUUAUGAGGCUGUGCAGGAGUCAAACUGACAAGCUAAUUCUCUUUGUACUUUUUUUUUUCUAGGCUGUCUCAUUUGCUCACAUAUUUAUUUUUGAGUCUGUUUAUCCUAUGUGUGAUAAAAUUGGGACUUAGACAUUUUUGGUAGGUGCGUAGAUGGAACCUAAAAAAAUUCUGUAAUGGGGCCUUGCCUUUGUUACUGCGGCGGUUCAGAGAUAACCACACACUUAAAGGAACUCAAAACACUUCAGUGAAGAUUGACCACAUGCCAGAGACAGUGAUGGGAGUGCAAAUAUAAGUGUAAGUAGCAUGGUCAAUGCAGGAGCGAUGAGUGGCUCUGGAAACCUGAUGGAUUUCCUUGACGAGCCGUUCCCUGAUGUGGGGACGUAUGAGGACUUCCACACCAUCGACUGGCUGAGGGAGAAGUCACGGGACACCGACAGACACAGAAAGAUAACCAGCAAAAGCAAGUCGUCCAUAUGGGAGUUCAUCAAGAGCUUGCUGGACGCCUGGUCGGGAUGGGCGGUGAUGCUGCUCAUCGGCCUGCUGGCAGGCACCCUGGCCAGGGUCAUCGAUCUCGCCGUCGACUGGAUGACAGACCUGAAGGAGGGCAUCUGCCUGUCCGCCUUCUGGUACACCCAUGAGCAGUGCUGCUGGACUUCCAAUGAGACCACGUUUGAGGACAGGGACAGGUGUCCCCUGUGGCAGAAGUGGUCGGAGCUGCUGGUGAAACAGUCGGAGAUACACCAGAAAUACAUCUACACGCGGAACAACUCCUACAGAACACCUAGUGAACGCCGGCAGAAGACCUCAGACUUCCCAAAAGGCAAGAAACUCCCCAUGUACCUGGGUAGGGCAAAAGAAAAAAAGAAAAAAACAGAGACAAAAGAAUAGGGACGGGACCUGCACCAGUGGGAGGGAGCUGUGAAGGAGGAAAUG
Molecule: messenger RNA, 1540 nt
Organism: Globicephala melas (long-finned pilot whale)
Lineage: Eukaryota; Metazoa; Chordata; Mammalia; Artiodactyla; Delphinidae
Source: RefSeq, a predicted model, not a curated record